This is a messenger RNA of Sphaeramia orbicularis (orbiculate cardinalfish), 1572 nucleotides long. Its product is annotated as NACHT, LRR and PYD domains-containing protein 1-like. The record is from RefSeq and is a predicted model, not a curated record. The coding region runs from base 1 to 1572 and encodes 523 amino acids. NCBI's taxonomy places the organism in Eukaryota, Metazoa, Chordata, Actinopteri, Kurtiformes, Apogonidae. The transcript has 10 exons.
AUGAGUCUGGACCAGAGUUCAUCUCUCAAACAGCGCCUUAAAGCCAUGUGCUGGAAGCUCAGCGUGGCGGUCGAAGCAGAGAUUAGGAGGACUGAGAUUAGUCUGAUGAAUCCACUGGUGGAGUCAAAGAGCCGGGCAGCCUGUGGAAUCCUGCAAACCUAUAGAGAGGCCAUGAUGUCAGCAGAGGCAUCCAGGUGGGAGCAGGCCAUGGCAGAGGAGAUGGACUCCCUCAAAGAAAAUGAGACUUUUGAAUUGACUACAUUACCUGAAGAUCCGUCCACGUCAGUCUCAGAGCCGAAGGUGUUGGAGGACAUGGAACAGGUCUGUGUGGACCCAGACCCUGGCAUGAAUCUUGCAGAUCCACAGAAGCAGCAGCUGGUCUGCACAGAGGCUCAGGAUGGACCGUCCAACUGGGAGGAGUUCACACCUGAACUAUCAUCUGAGUCUGGACUCAUUUCAUACAGGUUCAGGUGUCCUCAUUCAGGUGCCUUCCGUUGUACUCGGACUGGAUUGGUGUUUGUUGUGGCUCGGGAGGCGGGGCUGAUCUACAGGACCGUCCAAUGGGAUGAGCUCCUCCUCCAGUCAGCUGGCAGGACGCCUGCAGGGCCGCUGUUCAGUAUCGAGUGUCCUGAGAACGCCGUUUGGCAGCUCCACCUCCCGCACUGUGAGACGAAGCACGGUCAACGCUCUAAAAGCCUGCUGUCUGUCGUCCACAUCACUGAUGAUGGAAUGGAGUUCACUGACACUCUGGAGAUCACAGACACUCAUGUGGUCAUCAACGUCCAACAUCUGUCCCUGUUUGGCCUCACCUGGAUGUUGGAAAUGAUUCAAAACCUGAUCUCAGUUAGCGGUCAUAUUAUCGAAUCAGUUACUCAGUUCACUAAAGCAGUCAGUGGCCAAGUUCUGCUGUUCCUGGCACCACCAAACCCAAGAACACAGAGACAAAACCUCAAUAUGUUACUGCUGCCGAGGAACGUCCCUUUAGACGAGGUUGAAGCAAAACAACAAAAUGAUGUGUACAUCAAGGUGGCUGCCACAUGUGAUCUCAUCAAAAACCACAGUUACAGCCUUCACUGUCCCGAAGCCCACAAAGUCCAGCCCAAGAAAGCAAAGUUUGACCUGGACUUCGGACCAAAUUAUCACCCAACAUUUCAGAUUCGCCUGCCAAUAAACACUGACCAAGUAUCUUUAACAAUUCGAGAUCAACGUGAAACAGAGAUCUGGGAGAAUGAUGUAGAUCUGGCUGGUCCUGCUGGAACUGAAGGAAAUCUACCAGGGGCUGUGCAGAAUGCCACACCAGAGGACACCACGUCUACAGCUGAAACUCUUCUGCACAUCCUGGACGAACUGGGAGGAAAGGAUUUUAAGACCUUCAAGUGGCACCUCCAUCAUCAAGUGGUGGAUGACAUCCAUCCAAUUCCAGUCCACCAGUUGGAAAAGGCAGAGAGGACAGAUGUGGUGGAUCUGAUGGUGCAGACGUACGAGGAGUGUGGAGCUGUGGAGGUGACCAAGACACUUUUACAGAAGAUCAGUAGGAUGGAUCUGGUGAAGAAGCUGCCGAACAUCUGCUGA